Molecule: messenger RNA, 4829 nt
Organism: Paramuricea clavata
Lineage: Eukaryota; Metazoa; Cnidaria; Anthozoa; Malacalcyonacea; Plexauridae
Source: the annotation of a GenBank genome assembly
UGAUAUUUCUGUUGCUAUUUCGGAUUCAAGUGAGUAUGUUUUUGGCGCUCAUUAUAUGCCUUGUGAAGGUGAACCAUUAAAUCCUCAGGGAGACGAUAUAAUGGACGAUAUAAGCGAGGAAACGACCAAGGAAGCCGAUCUGGAUGGCUUGACGCCGGCCAUUCUAGAGGCUAGAUAUGAUUAUAUGAAGUUGAUUCUUGGUAGCCGUAGGUAGCCUUUUUUCAGUUGGAUACAUUUGAACUUCAGUCGUUUUAAAUAAUUAAAUUUGACAAAAACACUCGAUUCAACUCGCUGCUUCAAUUUGAUAUAGGUGUAAAUGUGGCAAGUGCUCGGAUAUCGAAACUUGGUUGAUGCACUUGAAUACCGAUGUUGCCAUGAAAUUAUUGAAGCGCUUGGGAAACUAACAUUCGACGGGAGCAUCGCCGGAGAAAAUUUCAUGUUUGACAUUGCAUGAAGACUACAAGGCCAUCACGAACGAGGCUGUGCUGGCUCAAGUCGGCCCUUUAAUGAGAGACCGAAAUGGCAAAGCUAUAAAUCACGUUCAGGAACUCCUUACAAAAGAGUAUUGUGGAUCAUUUCAUGCUGUCAAAGUUAUAGAAUUACUGCAAUUUUUACGUUUUAUAUUUCGACAAAAAACACUUUCCAAAUGUGGAUAGUUUUCAAUAGCCGGUUUAAUAAUACAGUAAUAGAGCCAUGUUUAUUUAUAUCGAACAACUAUAAUGAUACGUUUCCGAUAUGCCUUCAAAACAUAUACAAACUUUGCCAGCCAGAAGGGUGGAUUAUAACAUCUUAAAGUUACUGCAUUGCUCUACUCAAACAAUUAUGAUGUCAAAGUACUAUAAAUACAGUAAUAAAACUCAAACUGUGUUUUAUACAGUGAGAUUUAUAUGCGGAAGUUAAACGGUUUGGCUGGUCUUGCAUUUGGUACAUUACAUAGUCUGGUCAAGGAUUUCGGUUGCAAAGACUGAUAUUGCUUGCCAAUCUCUUCCAAUGUUGUGCUAUCAACAUGCAGUAAACAUAAUUUCUCCUAUGCAGUUGACAUACUCUAUAUGAAACAUAGACAAUUUGUUAACCAUAUUGUACCAAAAACCCCAUUGCCCAUCUCCCUCUAAUACCUAUCCCCCCACCAACGUUUAAAACAAAGAACACCUGCAUAUGAUAUCAAUGAAAUAUUGGUUGCGCAGAAAGAUAAAAUAAUAUACCCCAGUCACCUAGUGGAGUAUGUAAAAACUAUGCCCUUUCAAUUGACCUUAUGAGCAUGCCUACGUAUUAACCCAUAAGGCACAAGGUCUUUUAUGCAAAUGCAAAAUAUUAUUUACCUAUUUACCAUAAGUUGGCGGUCUCUUGACUUCUCGUACAAUUGCUUAUGGCAAUGACAUCUUCUACGUUUCAACAACGUCAAUCGUUGGAAAUGAGCCUCGAGUCAAGAAGCGCUUAGUGUUACUGCUAUCUAUCUUAGACUUUGUAAAUUGUUCUAGAGCUCUCGUUAAAAUAGCUCUCGUCAAAAUAGCUCUCGUCAAAAUGUGCCGAGCACACCAUAUUCUUGAAGAAGACGUUUCAGGGUCGAAGUCAGAUCGAUGUCUUCGAACAAAACGAAUCCAUUGCCUUUCGUACAGACAGAAAUCGUUCGGAAAACAAUGCAUGCUAGCUAAUGCUGGUGUAGACUUGGAUCUAAUGCUGGUGUGUCGCCACUAUUUGCGCGCCUUCUUAUUUGGCCCUCCAGGAACACAAAACACUUUUAGAAUUUUCCCCCUCUCAUUUCACAUGAAUGAGACGUUUUCUCCAUAUUUGCGCGGCUAAUAUGUAAAUCAAAUCUUUGCUAGGGUUAUUCAGCGUCGGCUGCGGCGUGGAUGCGUAGUAUAAUCUCUAUCUUGUAUUAACGAUCACGCAGGCCUAUAAAUUAUAACAGUUAAACGAAAUCUCUUCUCGACGUUUCGAGCGAGGGCCCUUCCUUCGUCACGUAGAGUUAGUAGGGUAAGGGAGAGCUCGAAACGUCGAGAUUUCAGAUUUCGUUUAUCUCUUAUAGACUUGCGUGAUCAUUUAUAUACAAGACAGAGCUUAAUACAGCUUAUGUUAUUCAGCGUGCCCUGCUCUUUACGUCACAGGAAGUAAUUUGACGCCUUUUGGCCGCGCACAGACAGAACCACUUUUUGAAGCCAAUAUGGCAUGUUUAACCCUCGAUAACUUUUGUUUAAUUGAUUUUUAGAGCUUGCGUUUUUAAAAUCGUCUUUUGUACACUAAACACUAUAGGAAUAUCGAAUAAAAAAUUUCAUUUCAUAGGCACUUUAAAGCUCAACAGCUGACCUCUGUAGCUCAGUUGGUUAGAGCGCUGCACCGGAAUCGCAGGGCAGUAGGUUCAAUUCCUACCAGAGGACCUUGUGCUGCAUUUUUCGCAGUCGUUCCUGCUUAGGUCUUAAAAUGUAUAUAUUCUCACUUGGAUUACAAACCCUAACAUUCUAAUAUUAAGUCCACCAAGUGAAGUGCAAGAAUCCAAAUUAUUGAAGUCCACCUUAUCAUAACCCGCACACCCGAUUACUUAAAUAUACAUGAAGUUAUGGUUAAAGCUCAACAGCUGGCCUCUGUAGCUCAGUUGGUUAGAGCGCUGCACCGGAAUCGCAGGGCCGUAGGUUCAAUUCCUACCAGAGGACCUUGUGCUUCAUUUUUUGCAGUCGUUUCUGGUUAGGUCUUAAAAUGUAUAUAUUCUCACUUAAAAUGUAUAUAUUACAAACCCUAACAUUCUAACCCUAACAUUCUAACAUUUGAAAUUAAGGAUUUGGAGGUUUUGCGAUCACCGACAACUUGAUAAUUUUAUAAAACAAAACACUUCUAUCUCCAACUUUUACAAUCACUGAUAAAUUGAUAAUAAUUUAAACCAGUCUAGCUGUAGUUUAAAUAGAGAAUAAUAUAUGGGUGCACGAAAUACCAGAUUUAUUUCGAGUGUUGAACAUGAGUGUGCAGCGAACAAGUGAGCGCAGCGAACGAGUGAGAUGUCAUGUUCAACACAAAAAAUAAAUCUGGUAUUUCCAACCGCUCAUGUAUUUUUCUGUUUAUUAUAUAAAGGACAGUCUUAAAUGAAAAGCGAUAAUGUUUACAGAAAAGCGAUAAUUGAAAAGGCGAUAAAUUUUUACAUGUGAGUCUAUCGUGAAUAAUUUCACAUCUGAGAUUAUCAUUUUUGUCAGUGCUCGAAAACUCUGCAAAACACUAUACUUUAUAUAAUAAAAAUUCAUAAAUUUGAACCAUGCUAGAGCAUGACAACAGCAAAAUGCUCUAUAGUAUGAUGCACAAUAUUUUGGGAGGUGAUCGAAAUACACGAACAAUAAAUCAGAGAGUGUUUGCUUGGAACUCACUGGGGGGGGGGGCAACACCCCUGAUUAUUGCUCAUGAUGAAUUUCAGGUAGAUUUCCAGUGCACUUUUACUACCUACAUUUAAGUAGAUUUGCAGAAAAUUUUCAGGGGAAUUCAGGUAAUUCUCAGGACAUGACUGAGAAAGUGAAUUUGGAAAACAACUGUAUUAAAUUUCGGAAAAAUUAUUAUAUGUCCUGAAAAUUUUUUGUACAUCUGGAAACUUUUUGGUAACACCCCCCCCUCUAUCUACCCCCCACCCCUGCGACGAAGUGCUCGCAACGGCACUGAGUAUAUAUCUUUUGAAAACAGGCGAGGGGUUAUUGCAUGCAUGUAUUUCUAGUAUAGACUAUAGUAAAUUCAAAAGUGCAGCUCAUGCUGAAUGGUAAACCUUUCAAUGUUGCUCGAAGUUUAUAAAAAUCUGCUGCGUAUUCUUAAAAAAAUGCGGAUAAAAUACGACUGUUACUCCUAAUAAAAUUAUCAUAUUAAUUUUAAUCACAGUAAAUAUUUAAAAAAGGCCUAUAUAUGGAAGUGAUCUUCAAGAGCGAAUUAACUGUAUAAUUAUAAUUCAUAUUAAAACACUAUUAAGUAGAACAGUUUCUCUGGCGAAUAGUAAUUAAUUUACAAGGGUUUGUGCCAGUGUAGGUAGAGUCAAUAAUAACAAGAAUUGUUAGGUAGGGAUGCAAAUUCGGCGUUUCGAGCGAAGGUCCUUCGUCGGGAAGUUAGUGAAUCUUAGUGGAAAAUCUUCGCUUGAAAAGUUCAAUUUCUCCCUGUUCUUUUUCAGGUAGUUGCAUUCCUACCAACGGAAGCUUGUAAUGUGCAAUGUUCUAAUUAUUUGAUGGUUUACACGUCAUUAAUACCAAUAUAUUCACAUUAGAGACGGACAAGUCGUCUAAACGAACAAAUCGUCUCUCACAAAUCGUCUUCACAGACGGAAAAGUAGUCGAACAAAUUCAGACGACUUGUUCGUCUACGACUUGUUCGUCUAAAAUUUUGUCCGACACAUUUUCACAUCAUCAGAUUUGUCCGACUAAAAUACGAUUUUGAGACGAUUUGUUCGUUUAGUUGACUUGUCCGUUUUCUAAUGUGAAAACGGCUAAUGUGGAAUUAAUUAAAUUCAUUCAUUUUUUCGCUCGCUACUCCGGUUUUUAUAAAUGAAUGCAAAGCUUAGUGGAAUUGCAUUCACGACCCAACUUUUCAACACUCCAGUCUAGUGUAAGAUCACCCUGACGACUGGGCUUUAACGAGCAAAAACGUGACCACAGACUUUAAAUAAUUAACUUCAUGUUUUAUUUUUGUUUUGCAUAGAUGACAGCAAAACUGUGGAGUUUUAUCUUCUUGUUGCUGGAGUCCCUGUUCUUGUCUUACUGCUGAUUAUUGCAGCUAUUUCUUUGUGUUGUUGCUACUUCUGCAAGAAAAAGAAAUCUGAAGCUGCAGGCAAACCUCAUUCCACUAUUCAUGUUAACAACGCAUAUGUCAUACGUUAG